Messenger RNA from Oncorhynchus masou masou (cherry salmon), 6154 nucleotides. RefSeq names its product mitogen-activated protein kinase kinase kinase 12-like. Gene Ontology annotation, molecular function: ATP binding; MAP kinase kinase kinase activity. NCBI's taxonomy places the organism in Eukaryota, Metazoa, Chordata, Actinopteri, Salmoniformes, Salmonidae. Bases 515 to 3382 code for a protein of 955 amino acids. Gene Ontology annotation, cellular component: cytoplasm. The transcript has 16 exons. Gene Ontology annotation, biological process: JNK cascade; protein autophosphorylation. The record is from RefSeq and is a predicted model, not a curated record.
UCCUCCGCAUAGGUGAGAGAGGCACUCCGCAAUAUAAAAUCUGCAGGGGCUUGGAGAGAAGGGACCGCUCCAAAUCACAUAUUUUCACCUCACAGCAAGUGGGAAGAAAGGGAAAUCAAAUACAUGUGAUCCAAUCACCGGCCGGACCGGGAUAGAGAUUUAAGGUUAUAAAGAUCGGUUUGAAAUGAACGAAGGAUGGACUCUCCAUUGCUUCCAUCGCUCGUGCCCAUUCUAGAACAGCGAGUGCGUGCAGCAAAGAAAAUUGGAUGCUGAGCUGAGUCGCGCGCGGUGACACUGAUUAUAUCAACAAAACGAGGAAAACAGAAUAAUUGCGCUGUUUUAGAAUGCUGCAUCGGAUCAAAUUAAAUAAAUAGCAGCCUAUGUGAAAGAUAUAAUCAACAACAAUGGAGUUUGAGACUUGAGGUUGCUGCAUUUGCUAAGGUCUUGCUUCGUCGCUGGCCCUGACCGAUCAACAGUCCCGGGGUUCUUCCUGUUCCUCUGACCAGAGCUCCCCAUGGCCUGUAUCACAGAGUCCCGCGCCCCGUCCCCCUCUCUCUCCGGGUUCAACACCCCCCUCUCAGAACACACCCCUACCUUCCGGGGCCGGCUGGACGAGACACCUGCCUGCACCCCUGAGAUGGAUCUGACCCCCACCCAGUGUGUCCUACGGAACGUACUAUCUAUAGACACCGGGGGUGCCCCGGAGCCCGACGGCGGGGGAGGUGGAGGUCAUAAUGGUGAACACACCUGUGGGGGCCACAGCCCCACGCCUAGCGAGGAGCAGCAGGAGCACUUUGCCAACAGUGUGCUGAAGCUCCAUGAGAACGGGGAGGGAGGGGGUAGGAUGGGGGGAGAGGGUCAGGAUGCGGAGGAAGGAGCGGUGCGGAGCCAGGCUGAGGAUGUGAGGCUGCUGUCGGGAGGAAGUGGAGGGUUUCUGGAGGGACUGUUUGGGUGUCUGAAGCCGGUAUGGACCAUGAUCGGCAAGGCCUACUCCACCGAACACAAACACAACCUGGAAGAGCUCUGGGAGGUGCCGUUUGAGGACAUCUCUGAGCUGCAGUGGGUUGGGAGUGGGGCCCAGGGAGCCGUCUUCCUGGGUAAACUCCACGGACAGGAAGUAGCUGUGAAGAAGGUUCGAGACAUCAAGGAGACAGACAUCAGACAUCUGAGAAAACUCAAACACCCCAACAUCAUCACCUUCAAGGGUAUCUGCACCCAGGCCCCGUGUUACUGUAUCCUAAUGGAGUACUGUGCCCAGGGCCAGCUGUACGAGGUGCUGAGGGCGGGUAGGAACAUCACCCCCUCCCUGCUCAUCGACUGGGCCAUGGGCAUGGCUGGAGGCAUGAACUACCUUCACCUCCACAAGAUCAUCCACAGAGACCUCAAGUCACCCAAUAUGUUGAUCACCUAUGAUGAUGCGGUGAAAAUCUCUGACUUCGGGACGUCUAAGGAGAUGAGUGAUAAGAGCACCAAGAUGUCGUUCGCCGGUACGGUGGCCUGGAUGGCCCCAGAGGUGAUCAGGAACGAACCUGUAUCAGAGAAGGUCGACAUCUGGUCGUUUGGUGUGGUGCUAUGGGAGAUGUUGACCGGAGAGGUACCGUAUAAAGACGUGGACUCUUCAGCCAUCAUCUGGGGGGUGGGAAACAAUAGCCUGAACCUACCUGUCCCAGAGAGCUGCCCAGACGGAUUCAAGAUACUGCUGAGACAGUGCUGGAGCAGUAAGCCAAGGAACAGACCUUCAUUCAGACAGAUCCUACUGCACCUGGACAUUGCCUCGGCUGACCUGCUGUCUACCCCUCAGGAGACAUACUUCAAAUCUCAGGCAGAGUGGCGUGAGGAGGUGAAGCAACACUUUGAGAAGAUCAAGUCAGAGGGGACGUGUAUACACAGACUGGACGAGGAGAUGAUUAUACGACGCAAAGAGGAGCUUAGACAUGCCCUGGAUAUACGCGAGCACUAUGAGAGGAAGCUGGAGAGAGCCAACAACCUCUACAUGGAGCUCAACGCCGUUAUGCUACAGCUGGAACUCAAGGAGAAGGAGCUACUCAAGAGGGAGCAGUCACUGGAUAAGAAGUACCCAGGAUGCAUCAAACACCACAGCUCCAGACAGGAACGCUCGUCCAACUCCAUGGAGAAGCUCAUCAAGAAACGCAACGUACCUCAGAAACUUCCGGCGCACAGCAAGAGACCAGACCUGUUAAAGUCAGAGGUGAUCCUUCCCAAGCUGGACUCCUCCAUGACUCAGGUGACCAUCCCCUCCUGCCCCCAGAAGGGAUCCACGUCCCCGGGGAGGUCACGUCGGGCCAAGCCCCGCUACAGGAAGGCGGGGAAGGGCAGCAGUGGAGACCUAGCUGGGCUGAAGGCUGCGUUAUCGUCCACACUGGGUCUGGCUAAUACUACGUCUCUGACCUCCUCCACACCCAGCAGCAAGCAGCAUCUGGACCCCAGCGCAGCUCUGAGAGGUCUCCAGCAUGAUCUGCUGCUGAAGAAGAUGUCCUCGUCCAGCCCAGACCUCAUCUCUACCGCCAUGGAGGCAGAGUGUCGCCGCGGGGGACUGGAGAGACCUGGUCUGGAGAGAGGGGGGAGCCAGAGCGCCUCCGCAGGCCUAGGAGGAGGUGGAGGAGGAGGUGGUGGAGGAGGGACGGAGGAUGGAGGGGUGGCGACAGAUGACCAGACAGAGACCCCACCUCGUAGCAACACCCCCAGCGAGGACGCGGCCUCCAUACCCUUCUCCAGCAGCCCAGACUCCCCCUGUGGGAGGGGGGCAGCGGCAGGGAGGGGGUCGGUGCUGGGAGGCCCAGGAAGGUUACUUCAGGACGGGGAGGACAAGGAGGAGGGCACAGGGAUCAUCAGGUCACCCAGGAGCCAACACCUCACACCUGCAGCCCUGCUCUACCGGAAACAAGUCACACGCAAACAGAGACGUGGUGUGUCCUCAGAGGAAGAGGAGGGAGAGGUGGACAGUGAGGUGGAGUUACCACGGAGACGUCGACCGGUAAGCAUAACCAAGUGCCAGUCCCUGUCCACCUUCAGCUCUGAGAACCUGUCUGCCGUGUCCGUGUCGGACGGAGAGGAGGGCAACACCAGUGACCACUCCCACAGCGGCACGCCGGAUGUGGUCAGUACCAACACAGACGAGCGGCUGGACGACAAGAGCGACGACCUUCUGUCCCAGGGGUCGGAGAUCCCCGCCGACCCCGCCCUCGACCCGGCCGAUGGUUUAUCAGAGAAGGAGGCCGCCAUACGCCAGGUCAAGACCCAGCUCAACACGGGGCAGAACUAUGAGGGCCUGUAUGAUGACUCUGACUGUGACAGUGCAGAGCUGGACCACUCAGGCUGCACAGAGCCCCAGCACCAUAGGCCCCCCAGCACCAACUGGUGAGGAGACCAGAUGCAGAUCUUAGCCCCACUCCCCCAGCCCUACUCCCCAACCCUACUCCCCCAGCCCUACUCCCCAGCCCUACUCCCCCAGCCCUACUCCCCCAGCCCUACUCCCCAGUCCUACUCCCCCAGCCCUACUCCACCAGCCCUACUCCACCAGUCCUACUCCCCCAAUCUGUUUCUGCUUCCUUGCCAACUCCUUUGGUCAUUAUAACACAUAAACUGGUCUUAGGCCAUGCUAACACUCCCCAAACCCAGCCUUGCAGAAACACUUCAACUCACCUCACCUACAGUGACCUCUGCACCACCAGACACUUGGUAUAAUGUCUACAUGUUGUAGUGAUUCCUUCACUAUCCACCCUGUGGUUUCUUACUUCUUGAUUUUGUAAACAAAAACAAACAAAAAAAAAACAAAAAACAAGUGUCAUAUUUCAACAUGUACCUAUGUAAUGUCUCCCAUUCAGAGUUCACAAUAUUAGUGUCAUUACACCUUCCAAUUGUCAAUGUCCACAUCAUCGGUGAGGCACCUAAUGGUUUUUUUUUUGUUGCACUUAAUGUUUACUUCAUUUGUAGUGAUUAUUUAUGUUCAAAUUCCUGUGUUUCCUCACCAGCAUUAUGCACCGAGUGUCAUUUAAUUUAUUUAUUAAGUACAAGAGAAAAACAAUGUCUAUAUUAUUUUAAGUUGGUUACAAUUUCAUGUAUUUAUUGUUUUGCAUCAGGGAUUUUGUUGUCCUAAUUUUGUAUACAAUUUGUAUUUUAUUUAUGUUAACAUGAACUGUAUGUAAAUAUCUGACCUCUUGACACACUAUACAAGGAAGAAAUAUCAUUUGUAUGAGUUAAAAUGUUAUCACUGUAUCAUGUAAUGGUGCUGACUGAUGUUUUACACUAGAGGGCGUUAUUGUAUUGUACCAGACAGAACAGGGGUGGAUUCAUAACGGAAACCGUUGUGCAACGAAAACAAGACUUUCUAUUGGACAAAUUCAGGUAGGUCCCUCCCCGUUUCAUUCCGUUUGCUUCCGUUUGGCUCCUCGAGUAAACGGUAAACGGUUUCCGUUGCAGAACUGGGUUGCGUUAAGCAGGGCACGACGUUGUGGAAUGCUCAGAUAGAAAUAUGUUAUAUAGAACAAGCAUGCCUCUCUGACAACAAAGACAUCAUGUCAGCUCUAUUCACGACAUUUCUAUCUGAAACGUUCAACAGUUGCCUACUGAAUCUGAACAUAGAUAUUCUAUAACAGAAAUUCUAUUUGGUCUGGUACCAGAUGCUGUUCAUAAUGACAGGGCAUUAGUAAGCAUAGAAAUAGAAUCUAAUCGAGUGCUUCUAUUUCUUUGGCAUUAAGACACAGGCUGGAGAACAGAACAAUAAUAGCUAAAGAACAAGCAAUAUGUCCACAAACUCAGAAUCAUUCCCCUGGCUACAGCAUGGAGCAAAACUAACCUAUAAGCCCAGCCCCUUUCUUUCAGGGUCUGUCUUGACAUGUUUUUGUAGAUCAACUAUUGUAUUUCUUUGGUAUUGCAGUGUUUAUACUGUAUUAAAAUGCAAUACCACCUACUAGGAAACCUUUGAGAACAAAACCUCAGGUCAAAUCUCAAAUGGCAUCCUUAUCUAUAUAUAGUUUGCUACUUUUCCCCACAGCUUUGGGUCAAAAGUAGCGCACUUCUUAAGGAGUAGGGUGCCAUUAGGGACGAAACCUCGGUCACAGACCAUGUCCAUCUAGAAGUGUACAGAUAGAUCACUAGAGCAUGCUUGUAAUAUAGUAUGUAUGGGUUGGAUUGUAUUUCCUGUCCAAAUGCAGAUGUCAGUCAGAGCAUGAGGCUCAGAUCAAAGGGACUUAUCACCCAUAGAAACAGAACCUAAAGGGAUUCUAGUUCUAUGACAUCACCACCACUCACCAAUGACCUAUCUAUCCAUCUCUAUGGAAACUAUCCAACUCAACAGCAACAGAUGAGUUUGUUCCUAACUAGUUACCUGGCAACUAGUUAGUUCCCUGUCAACUAAAGGUUGCAUCCCGAUUCUCCACCCUUCCCUAAAUGUGCACUUGUUCUUUUCCGCUCAUGGAUUGAAAAGGACUGGAUUAAGAAACAUGGUGGAACCACCAUCAACCAGACCCAUUUUUUGUUUUGAUCCACAGGGAAGAGUGUGGAAGUGUAAACUUGGGCAGAUCUGGGACAAAAAAAAGAGGCCCAUGUUUGAACAGUCCCCAUUAAAUCCUCUGUAGCAUUGAGGAUUCCACUCCAACUUCACAGUCCACUCUAUCGGGAUGACGCAGCAGGUUCCAUUUGAUAAGCUAGAAAAUGGCAGCUCCUUUAAUAUAUUAAGGUUUUAUAGUGUUUAUUUUGAAUGUUCUGAUCUCAGAAUGUAUUCUGUCCCAUCAAGUCAAGCAUUAACUUCAUUAACUACUAGGUCUUAUGCUGAAUGACAUCCAGACAGAUGUCAAACGGAUAAAUAAUUCAUUGUUUUGUUGCCAAUACAGCAAAAAGAUCAAUGCCCUCUGGUGACUGGAGAAAUAGAGGGUCAUUCUUGUAUGUUUUCAAAUUAGCCUGGUCCCAGAUCUGUUUGUUAGUAUUGUUUUACUAACUCCUAUGGUCAUCGUCAGGAACACCAGUGUUUGGCAAGAGCGUUACAGAUCUGUGAUCAGGCUCGUUUCCGUAAUGCUGAAUCAAAAACAGACUCCUACUUUAUUAAAACAAAAAAAAAACUGUUUGUUUUAUAUUGCAUUAUGUAUUGUAUCUGUGUACAAUAAAUAUAUUUAAGAAGCAAAUUAAGAAAUAAAUA